Molecule: messenger RNA, 201 nt
Organism: Cotesia congregata
Lineage: Eukaryota; Metazoa; Arthropoda; Insecta; Hymenoptera; Braconidae
Source: the annotation of a GenBank genome assembly
AUGUUGUCGACGACGAAGGAAACAUUAUUUUUCCAGGGCUUGGAGAUACUUAUUUCAAAGCAAUGGAGAAAGAAUUUAAAUAAAUGUAAUUUUCUUACCACUACUGCUGAGCCUUGCCAACCAGCAGCCAAUGACCCUGCGAUUAUUCCUGAUGUUCCGAAUCCCAAAAGUGGCAAUGCACUAGCUCCUGCGAUACAGCCA